GAAUGGUUUCCCCAUUGUUCAUCCAAACCCUUCAUGAACUAGAUUUACGUAAAAAAAAAAGUCUCGAGACACACACACGACUGCCUGUAAUCCUUGGCAGACAACACGAAUCGAGUGAACGGCAGGCUACUAUUUCAUCUGCACAUCCACCAAAGUCCACCGACAUGCAGCUCGUUGGGUCCAAGUCGGCCCAGCGCCUCAACGACCUCGCAGGCGGCGAGGGCAGUGUGUCCCUCCUUCCCGUCGAGCCCGAAGACAUGUGGCACGCCAACAACCUCAUCAGUCCCGAAGACGUCAUCAAAGCGCACGCCGUCCGCAAGGUGACGACGCAGUCCGCAACUGGCAGCACGCAAUCCGAGCGCGUACACACCGACCUGACGAUCCGCGUUAAAUCCACCUUCUUCGACACGGCCGCCUCGCAGCUGCACGUCUCGGGCGCCGUCAUCGUCGAGAACAGCUUCGUGAAUGUCGGGCAGUAUCAUACGCUGGAUCUCGAGCUGAACAGGCAGUUCACGAUAUGGAAACAAUACGGUUGGGACUCGGUCGCAUUGGAGGAGUUGCAGUCGGCGAUUAAGACGGAUAAAGAGGGCGCGGUGGCCGCGGUCGUUAUGCAGGAGGGCAUCGCGAACAUUUGUCUCAUUACCCAGUACCGCACGAUCCUCAAACAACGCGUCGAGCACACGGUACCGAAGAAGCGAUCCGCGUCGUCGGAUCAGGAGAAGGGCAUGAAGGCAUUCUACAAGAAAACGCUGGACUCGCUGACUAGGAAUAUCGAGUUCGGCGUGCCGCGGCCGCUGCUCCUCGCCAGUCCAGGCUUCGUGGCGGGUGAUUUCAAAAAGUACAUUAGCGAGGAGGGCACCCGGUCAGGGGAUAAGAAGCUGAUGGCCAUGGCCAAGGAGGCAACGGUGGUGCACUCUAGCUCGGGGCAUUUGCACAGUCUAAACGAAAUACUUAAGAGCCCCGAGGUGCUAGCGACGAUGAAGGAAAUGAAGUUUAGCAAGGAGACGAGGUUUAUGGACGAGUUCUUUGACCGGUUACGGAAGGAUGACGGGAGGGCGUGGUAUGGAACUUCGACUGUGACGAAGGCGGUUCAGGAGGGCGCGGUUGGGAUUGGCGGUGGGGUUUUACUUGUUAACAAUUCCCUGUUUCGAAGUCUGGACAUUGCGACGAGGAAAAAGUACGUUGAACUCGUAGACCAAGUCAGGGCGGAAGGGGGCGACGCGAGGAUACUAAGUUCGGACCAUGAGAGUGGACAGCGGUUGGACUCGUUGGGAGGUAUCGCGGCCAUUUUAACGUAUCCGAUUCAUGACUUGGAUGAGGAUGAGGAGGAUACAGCGCAGAACAAUGGUGAUGGGGAGCAGGAGACGAUCAUAUAGGUUCCAGGAGAGUGUCAAAUAAAUCAAUUAACACCC
Molecule: messenger RNA, 1412 nt
Organism: Pseudomassariella vexata
Lineage: Eukaryota; Fungi; Ascomycota; Sordariomycetes; Amphisphaeriales; Pseudomassariaceae
Product: translation factor pelota
Exons: 1
Coding region: 165-1376 (403 amino acids)
Biological process (GO): nuclear-transcribed mRNA catabolic process, non-stop decay; ribosome disassembly; RNA surveillance
Cellular component (GO): cytoplasm
Source: RefSeq, a predicted model, not a curated record